UAGCAACAGUCAUUAUUUGGUUACUGACUCCCUAACGAUUAUUUAAUACAUGUUGUCUUUUUGGAUUUACUGUUUGAUGUUCCAAUGAUUAUAGGGACCACUGGAGCCGGACAUGGAGCUUCAAUAAGCCAUCAUGUGAUCAGCAAAAUAGUGAAUUAGCCGUAAAGAAGAUUUUGCAGUAGGGAACGUGAAACUAGUUCAUUGUCAAGAACGCAGGAUGACACUAAAUAACUUCUGUGUCGAUACUAUGAAUGCUACAGCACGAGACGGCAUGUGCUUCGAUUCAAUAGAGGAAACAGUGUUAACUGUACAAGCAUACAUGUGCAUGAAGAAAACGGAAAUAGUGUUAUUAAAGGUGGUCCGUGAAAACAUUUUCGGAAAAGACGAAAAGUGACAUUUUUGUGAGUUUAUAUUUCGUUAUUGAAUUUAGAUGCUGAACUUAGUGUUAUACAAAUGGACACUUCUGCUGACACUUAAUGGAUGGUUUCAGAUAUGAUGUGGAAAUCGUCACGGACGUGUCUUAGAUGAUGUCGGAGUUAACCCAAACUCUUGUUCAAGUGAACAAUCCCACUGAGAUCUACACCAAUGACAUCAGAUCUGACGCGGAAAAUGUCACGCGAAAAUGUGUAAACGUCACGAGCACUCUCGCCUAUGCGCCUGUGGACGCGGAGUUCGUCAUUGCAUCCGUGGUCCUCGCCGUCAUCAACAUGGCGGUCCUAUUUGGCAACAGCCUGGUCGUGGCCGCCGUCUUCAAGACGCGGAAACUCCGCACCGUCACCAACAUCUUCAUCGUGAACCUGGCGUGCGCCGAUCUCCUGCUCGGUAUCCUCGUUCUCCCGUUCUCGGCGACUCUGGAAGUGCUCGACGUGUGGGUGUUCGGAGUCAUCUGGUGUCGUGUCUGGCUCGCCGUAGACGUCUGGUUGUGCACCGCGUCCAUCUUCAACCUCUGCUGCAUUAGCUUGGACAGGUACCUGGCCAUAACGCGACCGAUGAAGUAUCCCGCGCUGAUGUCAUCGAAACGCGGGAAAAUCCUCGUGCUGUUGAUAUGGGUGAUUUCAUUCAUAAUCUGCUUCCCGCCGUUGAUUGGCUGGAAUGAGGAUAGUCCUGCGGACGAAGACGUUUCACCGCAGGGUGACGACGACAACAGCAGCAGUUGGUAUGCAGACUUCAACGUUGUGGGUAAUGAUAGUUUUUAUAGUAAUACUCAGUUCACAAUUUUCCAAACAGUUUCUAACCAGCUGGAUCCUUCGUGCGUCGAGGAGCAUUUUAUCUGUGAGUUGACGAAUGCAAGAGGAUAUAGAAUAUACGCUUCCCUUGGAUCGUUUUAUCUUCCAAUGUUAGUUUUGAUAUUUUUCUACAUUCAGAUAUACAGAGCGGCGGCCAAAACCAUUUCGGGGUACGAAAAGGGGGUGCUAACUUCUAAGGCUAACGGCACCAGUGAUAAAACGAGUCUUAACAGGGCGGUAACACUCAGGGUCCACAGGGGAGGUGGUGCGUCAACAAGUACCUUCACCAAGCCGUCUGUUCCGCAGUCGCUGAGUUCAGAAAUGGCGAUGACUUACUGCAACGAGCAGACAUCAUUGAAGCGUGAAUCGUCCUUUAGGGGCACGGUGCCUAAAACGACUGUUAACUCGUCUGGGACACCGCCAAAGUUUCAGAAACGAUUUCGCAGCAAGAGUAAUACUCUAGAAGUGUUUGACGGUCACGCAGGCACCGCCAACAAUGGUUGCGCCGGGCUUAGCUACCAACGUUCGUGUACCAGAGAUCACAGGAACCGUUCCGCCGACGGGAAGGGGGCUAACUCUGCUCUCGGCCACAGGAAAAACUUAACAACGUUGCAGAGGCAGGGGAGGAACAUCAAGGCACACAUGAAGAAAUUCCAUCGCGAGAAAAAGGCUGCGAAAACCCUCGCUAUAAUAGUCGGUGCUUUUAUUUUGUGCUGGAUGCCGUUCUUCACGAUAUACGUGAUUGACGCGUUCUGUGACAGGUGUAUUCAUCCGCAGGUCUUCUCGGUCUUCUUCUGGCUCGGAUACUGCAACUCCGCCAUCAAUCCGUGCGUGUAUGCACUAUUUUCGCGCGACUUCCGCUUUGCCUUUAAAAAACUACUUACGUGGAAACAACUCCGGAGAAAGAUGACAAAAUCUCUGUCGGAAAAUAUAUCGAUGCACCAAAUGCGAUCGACUCACCACAACAGCGAGGACAUGUCCGAGAGCUGACGUGUUGGAAGUCGUGUUUGUAUUCUGUACAGCCACAAAGUGGAUUUUAGAAAUGCAUAUAUUAAUAUUAUUAUUAUCGUGUAAGAUAUUAUGUAGUAUUUCCUUGCAAUUUCUUCAGUCACGUGAUGGGACUAAGAGUAAUAUUACAUUAUGCUCAAAGAGAAUGAGGGAAUUCUGGAACAGUAUUAAAUAAAUCUUUCUUAUGUUUUUUUUAAGAAAGUGAACUUACUAUGGAGGUUUAUCGGUUUUAAUUUUAAAACAUAUUAACACUAUUAUAUGGGUGGCUUUGUUGUUGGGUCUUGUAAAAAAAAUUUUAUUAUUAUUAUUAUUAAUAAUAUUAUUAUUAUUUUAUUUAUAUUAUUAUUAUUAUUAUUAUUAUUAUUUUAUUUAUAUUAUUAUUAUUAUUAUUAUUAUAUUUAUUUAUUUAUUUAUUUUAGGGGGAGGGAGGUAAUAUAUGGGUGUGGGGUUGUGCUACUAAUGUCAUGUACGCACACUUUCUGGGGUUAGAGCCUCGUUAGACAUUUUGACAAUGUAAUUAAAUGAAAUGUGACUGAACACAUUAUAAUGCAGUUAAUAUAUUCAGUAUAUGUAUGUUA
This is a messenger RNA of Gigantopelta aegis, 2812 nucleotides long. Its product is annotated as octopamine receptor 1-like. Gene Ontology annotation, cellular component: membrane. The record is from RefSeq and is a predicted model, not a curated record. Gene Ontology annotation, molecular function: G protein-coupled amine receptor activity. Lineage: Eukaryota; Metazoa; Mollusca; Gastropoda; Neomphalida; Peltospiridae. Bases 525 to 2216 code for a protein of 563 amino acids. Gene Ontology annotation, biological process: adenylate cyclase-activating adrenergic receptor signaling pathway. The transcript has 2 exons.